Oxyura jamaicensis (ruddy duck) is the source of this 1224-nucleotide messenger RNA. Its product is annotated as zinc finger protein 239-like. Gene Ontology annotation, biological process: regulation of transcription by RNA polymerase II. Gene Ontology annotation, molecular function: RNA polymerase II cis-regulatory region sequence-specific DNA binding; DNA-binding transcription factor activity, RNA polymerase II-specific. Bases 1 to 1068 code for a protein of 355 amino acids. The transcript is spliced from 2 exons. The record is from RefSeq and is a predicted model, not a curated record. NCBI's taxonomy places the organism in Eukaryota, Metazoa, Chordata, Aves, Anseriformes, Anatidae.
AUGGCGGCCGGGGCGCCCCUCCCCGGCGUCAGCAGCGGGCGCCGCGUCGCGCGGGGCGGUGCCAUGGUGCCGGCGGCGAGGCCGCACGGGUGCGAGCGGUGCGGGAAGGCGUUCGCGCAGGCCGGCGCCCUCGCCAAGCACCGCCGCGUGCACACCGGGGAGAAGCCGUACCGCUGCCCCGUCUGCGGCAAGGCCUUCGCGCUCUCCUCGGGGCUGGUUCUCCACAAGCGCACCCACACCGGGGAGCGGCCCCACGCCUGCCCGCUGUGCGGCAAGGCCUUCAUCUCCUCCUCGCACCUCGCCCUCCACCUGCGCUCCCACACGGGUGAGAGGAAGUACAGGUGCCCCGCCUGCGGGAAGCUCUUCCUGCAGUCCUCCCACCUGGCACGCCACAAGGCCAUCCACACCGGCGAGCGGCCCUUCAAGUGUGAGGACUGCGGCAAGCACUUCGGGCGUGCCUCGCACCUCCAGACCCACCGCCGCGUGCACACGGGCGAGAGGCCCUUCAAGUGCCUGCAGUGUGAGAAGGCCUUCACGCAGAAGGCGGGGCUGGUGCUCCAUGUCCGCCUGCACACAGGGGAGAGGCCUUACAAGUGCAACAAAUGCGGGAAGAACUUCCGCUCCUCCGCUCACCUCGUCUCACACCAGCUGCUCGAGUCUGGUGAGAGGAACUUCAAGUGCACCACCUGUGGGAAGGCCUUCAAGCAGGCCUCGUCCCUCAAGCAGCACCUGAAGACCCACGAGGUACGUGAGCCUCACCGCUGCUCAGUCUGCAGUCGAGCCUUUUCCAGGUCCUCAUACCUCCAGCUUCACAUGAGAACGCACAGCGGUGAGCGGCCGUACCACUGCUUGGUGUGCAACCGGACGUAUGCCAAAAUCUCCACUUUUGAAAAACACUGUAAAAAGCACCAGCAGGAAGAGGAGAAGUCCGAUGUCAGACCUGGUUCCGCGACCACCAGGGCAAAAGCAGUGACUGAAAAAAAGACACGAGAACUGCAGCACCAAGAUGACGACCAUGAGCAACCUCUGCAGGCUGAUGUAAGGCAGCAGCAGGAGGAAAGGCGUUGAGAGACUAAAUUACUGGGCAUGGAAAACACCAUAACAAACAAAUGGCAAGCCCUGUUCUCUCUUGAAUUAAGAAAUUGUAGUUGGUUAAGCGAGCUGGUUACCACACCGAGGGAAUGAUGUAAGUUGUGGAAAGGGUUGCUGUCAAAGCAGAAUUUU